Molecule: messenger RNA, 405 nt
Organism: Cajanus cajan (pigeon pea)
Lineage: Eukaryota; Viridiplantae; Streptophyta; Magnoliopsida; Fabales; Fabaceae
Source: RefSeq, a predicted model, not a curated record
AUGGAUAAUUGGAAAUCUUUACCUAUAGAUAAAUAUGAUGGUACAACAGAUCCUGAUGAACACUUGGAUGUUUUUCUGACGCAGGACAAGAAGGAGUCGCUUCGGACCUUCAUGGAUCGGUUUAAUAAGGCGGCAUUGGAGAUCCGAGACCUCAAUCCAGCCGUAGCACUCCAUCAUCUCACAACGGCCUUAAAACCAGGACCGUUUGUCAAUAGCCUCUACAAGAAGCCUCCUUCGGACAUGAAUGACCUACGGAGGAGGGCCGACAAAUAUAUACAAAUGGAAGAAUUAGCUGAGUACCGCAAUCAGGCCCGAGCUGAACCAUUGGGCAAACCUGAAAAGCAAGCAGAACAACCAUACAGGGGGCGAGGCAAAGAGCUAACUCUUCGGGAUCGCCCGGCGUGA